UGGGCUCAAAUGUUAUUGUGAUCCUGCUCGGUACAAUAGUUCAGAAAGGGAGUCCAGACGAAAGAGCACACGGGUAUAGAUUAUCGGGUAAAUAACAAACGAUGGAUAAAUAUAACCUAUGUACUGGACCUGUUAGUCAACUCUGAUCGAAGUUCUUGUAUUGCACGUGCUUUUGAAAGGUGGUGUGUAGAGUAAUUUCAAUGUAAAUCUAGAGCAGUUGCACUGCUGACACACCCCUGGAUGAAUCCGAUCAAAUAAUAGAUACCGUAGGUUGCGGAGAAAUCGUUGGUGUGAUGGAGAUCUGUUGUUUCCUCACCCUCUUCAUCGUCUUUAUCGAUGUCAUUUCUUUGGCCACUGGGGCCAAGAUCCUCAUAUCACUGCUUGUUCCAGGAGAGAGCAGUCAUGCGAAAGGGAUGUCAGCCAUAGGAGGAGCACUAACCAAAGGUAGCCAUAAUGUGACAAUCCUCACAAGCUCCACAGUUGGGACCAAGGGUUUCCAUGAGGAUACAUACGACAAGGCCGUCCAGUACCAAUUCAAGUUACCACCCGAAUUGCCAGACCUGGAGAACCUUGAACGAGAAUUCAUCGGUCUUGCUUUCGAGUCUGACCUGAAGAAGAAACUCAAUAUCAUGGGGAUGAUUUUCUCCGUCAUGCGGAUCGGGUGUCAGAGCCUAUUUGAUGACUCUGCGACGCUCUCCGUCCUUAAGGAAUCUUCAUUUGACAUCCUCAUAGGCGAUUCCUUCGACGGGUGUGAUGCGAUGCUAAGUAGUUACCUCGGUAUACCCUUCAUAGCUGUGACCACCGGGACAAGAUAUCCACUGUUCAACGAACACACCUACGGUGUGCCAACGCCGUCGUCGUAUGUGCCAUUCGGUUUCUUCCCUUUCUCUGACAAGAUGUCCUUUCUGGAGCGGGUUGGCAGCUUCUUUGAGCAUCACGUGAUAGCAAGCUUACUGGGAUGGUCCCACUUUGGCGCUUUGAACGAGGUGAAGGAGAAACAUGGUAUCGCACCCGGUCAAAGCAUUCAAGAUAUCCUAGGUGGAGCAGAGUUGUGGAUGUGCAUGACGAGUUUUGCAUUUGAUUUUCCUAGACCUACCACGCCGAACUGGAUCGAAUUGAAAGGCCUUACGGAUUCCCCCUUGAAAUCCUUGCCAAAGGAGUACGUAGAUUUUGUUGAUGGAUCUGGCGAUCACGGUUUCAUCAUAUUUUCACUGGGUACACAUUUUAGUGAACUUCCAAAGCCGGAGAUGACAGAGGCUUUUGCGAGAGUCUUCAGCGAGCUUCCACAGAGAGUAAUCUGGCGAUAUACCGGACCACGCCCUCGAAACCUUGGUAACAACACUAUGCUGGUCAAAUGGAUGCCACAAAAUGAUUUAUUGGGUCACCCCAAUGCCCGGCUACUCAUCUACCACGGCGGGUUGGCAGGCAUCUAUGAAGCCAUCAGGCACGGUGUCCCCAUGGUUAUCAUGCCGAUCUUUGCUGAUCAACCUUCUAAUGCUGUCAGGGUCGAGGCUAAAUCAAUGGGAAGGGUGAUUGAGAAAGACGCCAUCACUUACGAUGUCGUCAGGGAAGCUGUGACUGACGUACUUGCAAAUCCCAGCUACCUGGAGAAUGUCCAACGGUAUUCAGGAAUCUACAAGGACUCUCUUACCAAACCGGAUGAUGUAGUUGUUUUCUGGGUUGAACACAUCCUGAAAUUCGGAGGAUCACAUCUGAGAUCGAGAGCUCUGGAGCUAAACUUCAUCCAGCUUCAUUCGAUCGACGUCCUCGCUUUCAUCGUCGGGAUGGUACUCGUUAUCGUCCUCCUUCUCAUUUCAUGCUGUAAACGAUGUAUUAAUUGUUGCUUCACACACAGGAAAACAAAAAUAGAGUAAUAAUCAUGAUAAUUAUGAUAAUAGCUAUUUAUGAUAUUAAUUCCUCGGUGCUUCAUAGCAAGGCCCCCUUCUCUCCAGUGAAAAGAAUCCCCUAACUUGACUAACCCAUUUCCUAACAUAAGACAUUGACCGGUUGUCACUCUUUAUAUUCUAUUUCUCUGUUGGCAGACUGAAAUUAUUAUUUUCACGAGAAUACACUUAUAGGGAAAUUUGACAAAAGAAAUUGUAAACUCAUUUUUGUUCAUAUAGUAGAAACCAGGAUGGUUGUAACAAAAAUUAAUUUGAAAACAUACUUUCUUGAAAACCUUUUAUUUCAUAUGGUUUAAUGCUAUUUCAAACUAAUUCAAAUUUUCUGUUUCUUUUGUAUUUAAUAAUUUAAUCAUAUUUCAGUUUAAGUAAACUGUAUCAUUUAGGCUUUUGAUGCUUUUGAUAUUCAUUAAAGAGGAGAUAAUAAGCGAUGACUACAAAGUAUGAACUAGAUAUAAAAACUCCAAACAAAAUCAAUAAUUACUCAUCAUGUAUAUCGAAUCUUUAAAGAUUACAUCAAGUUUUCAAAUUACCAACUGAGGAAAAGGGAUCCAUUCUCAGCAAUGUAAACAGUGCUUAAACAUUCAACCACAAAUGGAAAGGAAAAGAGAAAUAAAGUUGAAUAUAUGACUUUUGAAGGUUUGCCUGGUGGUAUGAACAAUCGCGAAAGUGAUGUACGGUACACCAUGUAAAGUCCAGGAGGGACUGAGAUAGAAAACGUGGAUAGAAAUGGAGAUGAAAUGAAAA
Molecule: messenger RNA, 2648 nt
Organism: Lytechinus variegatus (green sea urchin)
Lineage: Eukaryota; Metazoa; Echinodermata; Echinoidea; Temnopleuroida; Toxopneustidae
Product: UDP-glucuronosyltransferase 1-6-like
Exons: 6
Coding region: 294-1874 (526 amino acids)
Molecular function (GO): UDP-glycosyltransferase activity
Source: RefSeq, a predicted model, not a curated record